Messenger RNA from Acanthocheilonema viteae, 1113 nucleotides. Lineage: Eukaryota; Metazoa; Nematoda; Chromadorea; Rhabditida; Onchocercidae. The record is from the annotation of a GenBank genome assembly.
AUGGAUCGAAUUCGAUUGGAAAAAUUACAAAAUUUAAAGGAAACAACAUACAGUGAUAGUAAUAUCAUUCAUAAAAAUGCAACAAAAGAACCCAAUGAUGAAAAUUUUGUCAAAAAUGGAUUUGCUAAAACAAAACAUGACAAUUUGGAUGGAAACUCCUUGGCAAAUAAUAUUUCACAAAAUGGAAAAUCUGAAAAUCCAGAUGAUUUACCCAUUAAAUCAUCAGAAUCCGGAGAUUAUGAUCACAGUUAUGCACCAUCUGAACCAUCAGCACCAACGCGUUCCAUUUUAUCGUUGGUUCGAAAAAGUUUCAGUCAUCAAAAUUUAGCUUUUACAUCAAAAACUACCGGUAUCCCACAGCAUGUCCAAGCAUCAUCUAAAUCGAACCGAAAGGAUAACAAUAUACCUGUGAAACUGAAGUCUGCUUCAUCGAUGAGAAGUAUUGCGUCAAAUUCAUCAUCAAUAGCAAGCAUAUCAAGAUGUGGAAAAUGUAUUCAAAAUGUAGAAGUGCUAUUAAAAAAUCCCGAAUCCUCACUUAAUGAAGCACUGCAAAAACUUAACGCCGAUGAUUGGAAUGGAAAACUUUGUGGCAUCGAAGUGAUUGUUAUCUUAGCUGAAAUGUCAUCAGCUGUGGUUGCCGGAAAUAUUCAUCCGGUUGUUAUGAAAUUAUUAAGUGAAUGUAAAAAUUUACGUUCAACAGUUUCUCGAGCAGCAAUUUCCUCUUUUGGAGUUUUAUUCGAAAAUCUCAAAGCAGUUAUGGAUUCUGAAAUCAAAAAGGUAUGUUCCGUAUUGAUGCAAAAAGCCGGUGAUGUAAGUAAUGCAUUUAUUCGUGAUGAUGCGACAGCUGCGCUUGAAAAAAUGAUCAAAUAUGUUUCACCUGGACGAUGUUUGAAUGCACUGGUUGCUGCUGGAGCUAAAAGCAAAAGCAAUACAAUUCGAGCAUGUUGUGCGAAUUUAUUAGUGAAAUUGAUGGAACGUGUAGGACCCAUAAAUACUAUUAAUAGCACUGAAUUUUCAUGCUUUAUCACAUCUUUGUUACUAUUUGCUAAAGAUGCAAAUGCAACAGUACGACGGACUGGAAAAUAUGGAAUAAGGUUGCUUAGCCAGGUAUAA